Lichtheimia ornata is the source of this 1758-nucleotide messenger RNA. RefSeq lists its product as uncharacterized. The record is from RefSeq and is a predicted model, not a curated record. Bases 1 to 1758 code for a protein of 585 amino acids. The transcript is spliced from 5 exons. NCBI's taxonomy places the organism in Eukaryota, Fungi, Mucoromycota, Mucoromycetes, Mucorales, Lichtheimiaceae.
AUGGGAGAUGCUGCCAAUAACUCGAUUGGCUUUGCCACAUACCAGCUCCAAGAUAAUUCCGAUCGACAAUCAAACGAUCUUGCAUCCAUUAUCCUUUUCUUUUCUGUCAUUUUCAUUAUUGUUGCUUCCUUCAUCUUUUAUUUUUGGAUUACUCGAUGGCACAAGGUUCCUCCACAACAAAGACGUGAUAAAGAACUCGAAGACCAAAAGGAGAUUGAUCAGCUGGUCGAGAAUUUCAGACAGCAGGUCGCCACUGUAUUUCAUCUUCCUCUCUUGACACUCGCCAUCGCCUUAUGGAGACGCCAUCGACAACCCAUUUCUCACGAACAUCGUCGCAUUCUUACAUACAAGCUCUAUCACUUGCUCUCCUUUGCAUUCCUGGUUGCCAUCGUCGUUGCUCUCGCCAUUCUCAUUGGAACCACCACGAACGCUGCAUCCUCCAACGACACCAACACUAGUCGCAUUCUACAAGCUGCCCUUUUCGUCUUUGUUCUCAGUAUCAAUUUGUAUCUCAUCACUCGCCAAAGAUGCUACUACAAGGAACGCAAGGAACUCUUUGGCAGCACUGACGCCCAUAUGCAUGCUGUAUACAAGACGCGCUUCGACGAUUGGAAUGCACGAAUGUGGUCCAACUGGGUCCAGAUUGCUAUCCUCAUCAUUGAGUUCUUUCAACUGUUGGCGUUUCCGUUACGUGACCUUAUCACUGUCAAUUCGUUCAGCAAUGAGGGAGCAGGGAGCGACGACGAGCAACAAAGGAAUAAUCAGCUACGCUUUUUCGAGUUUGUCAGCAUCAUCAUGAACGUGGGUGGAUUUAUGCCUGAUAUGCGAACGCCUACAUGGUAUACAUACUCGUUGUGGACCGUAUACGCUGUUGUUAUCCUCGGGUUGAUCAUUGCUGUGUUUGUGAAUGGCAUCAAUGCAUGGCGACCUUAUAAGAUCCCGAAUCGCUGGGUUUAUUGGUGUAUUCCUGUUACGACUCUGCUCUAUAUCCCUUUACUCACCACCUUUGUCAGCUCGGCAGCAUGUCAAUCCCUCAAUGUCAGCACCAACGAUUUUGCAACGUCAUUACGAUGCUAUUCUCCAAGUAUAUCUCAACAGCUGUAUCUGUGGAUGUCGCUUGCUGGAUAUGUGGUGGCCUAUUUUCUCUUGACAAUCUUUGUUUCAAGCUACGAGCGUGUUCCAGAGCACAAUGAAAUUGCCUUCAAGUCUAUUAGUGUGGCAUUUAUAAAGAACAUGGGCCUCUUGUUGACAAUUGUAUAUCUACUUGUGGAAACGACCACCAACAGAAACCGGAUGCGGGCAAUCCUAUCUAUUACAAUAUUGCUGACGAUGAUAUGUUACAACAUCAAAACUCGGCCUUGCUAUGUGGAUAAGAUUAACUUUUUCCGGACGGCAUCGUUCAGCUGCAUCCUGUGGACAUCGGUGCUUGUGGCCAUCUUGAGUGAUACGAAUGCAGCAGGUUUACUGGGACCUUUGGCAGUAUUAUGUAUCAUUGUGGGCGGCUGGGGAAUGAUCAUUGCCUUAUAUUUGCUGGUCUACUUUGCCUAUUACAAGCAGCCAAUUGAGUAUUAUUACGAAGAGGAGCAACGCAGCAUACGCCAAGCUCGGCAACAUUCAACGUUUACCGGCUCUAUAUCAAUGAGAUCAGCACAUAUGGUGGACAUGGGCUCUUCGAAUGGCAGCAUCAGGAGUGGGAAUACCAAGACGCCGCAGGACACGACUCUCACAAGGAUAUCAAAAUGGCUGUGGCAAAGAUAG